Messenger RNA from Onthophagus taurus, 503 nucleotides. The record is from RefSeq and is a predicted model, not a curated record. NCBI's taxonomy places the organism in Eukaryota, Metazoa, Arthropoda, Insecta, Coleoptera, Scarabaeidae.
UCCAUUACCAAUUUUGAUAAGGAUUUAUUUGAGUAUAUAAACACUUGGUGUUGAAUUUUUAAAUAAUACACGUUUCAUUUUGAAAAUGCGUGCUACAAUUUUAUGCUUUGUGUUAGCAGCCUUUGUGGCUUCCACUUGUGCAGAUCCAGUGCCUGACGUUCGUGGUAUAGAAGUUAAAGUUUUGGAAUCGAAUGAUGUUGAAUUCGUUCUUAGUGAAAUCGUUGCAGCUACCGAGUAUGCAUUCAAAACUGGAUUAUCCUCAAGUGGUAGAAUGACUUUACUCGAAAAUCAAUUAAGAGUUAGAUUGCCAAAUAAUAAUUGGUUUGUAACUGAAAGUGCUAAUGGUAUUGCACACACAUCAAAAAUGUACGUGUAUUUCAGAGUUCUUGAUGGAUUAAUCCCAUAUAAAGUACACAUUGUUGCUGGUUAAUUUAAAAUUAAUUUUAAAACAUAUGUAUAAUUGUUAUCAAGAUCAGAUAAAUAAAAUGAUUAUUAAGCAUUUA